UGCAAAUAUAAUGGAAGAUGGGGUGGAUUCAUCCAGGGGUGUAACUAACGCCUCUUCAUCAAACACUGAGAUUUCUCCGUCUGAAGAAAAUUUAGAUCUUGAGUUAGAGGAUGCAGAGGUAAGGAAAGAUAAAAGAAUCAAAGGUGAAGUCACUCAGAACAAUCCCCCUCAGAAUAAUUAUUCACCUUUUAAUCUCAAUUCCUCAAACACCCAAAAUAACCCUAUCUUUCAAAGUGUUGGUAACAGAGCUGAAGAUUCGAUCGAUUACGGUGACCUUCCCACUGAACACAGGAUGGAAUACCAACUCAACCCAAUCAAUGAUAAUCGCUCAAUGGCAGUUGAUAGCGCAGAAUCUGAACAUAAUGGAACAGCUGCACAAAAUCACUAUGGAAAUGCUGCAUCUUUUACUCAGGUCAAUACAAUGGGUGCAAAAUCCAACCAGUAGUGACUAAAUACGCGGAGGAAGCUGAAAGCCUUGCAGUUUGGGAGGCAAUUAAAUGGGCCAAGAAUAGAAACUUAGAGAAUAUCUUCAUCUUAAGUGAUUCUAGUAAUUGCUUUUCAAUUUGUUGAAUUUCAAAAUAUUUCUAGAAACUUUAAUGGGUCUGCUGACAUUGCGCCAAAUAUUGUAAGAGGAACAGAGUGAUGGGUGAAUGGUUGAGCAGUCAACCUCUCUUUAUCUCUCAAUCUUUUGUACUCUGAAUAUUUUUAAUGAAAGUUCUUUUCUAGCAAGAAAAAAAAAAAGAAAAAGAAAAAGAAAUGCCACUUA
Molecule: messenger RNA, 766 nt
Organism: Papaver somniferum (opium poppy)
Lineage: Eukaryota; Viridiplantae; Streptophyta; Magnoliopsida; Ranunculales; Papaveraceae
Exons: 2
Coding region: 11-445 (144 amino acids)
Source: RefSeq, a predicted model, not a curated record